ACUCAAUAGCAGCAAUAGUAACGUUAACAUCAGGGGAAUUCCUACAGGAGACUAAAAUAUUCAUCAUUCAUUUUAGAUGCUUUGUGAGCUCCUAUCCUCAAUGAGCAGUUGAUAAUCCAAUACCCUCAUGCCUGAAUUUUGGAGACGCCUGUCUUUCCUUACACCUUUUGGCAAAGAUGCUUUGCCUGAUCUGAACAGGAGCCUGUGGUUAGUUGCCACGGCAGCAGCCCCGUCGGGUCUCCCCACUGUCCCCGCGGUGGCACGGCCGGACGCUAUAUUUAAGACUCCAGGAUGGGCACUCAAACAUGGGGAACAUUCUUUUGGGGAGAGUCAUUCUUAGUGUCAUCAAGAGGGAGAAGGAACUGCUCCGUUGUCCCUUCUCCUCCCCGAGGACAGGCACUCGCACUGUUGUCUUCACAGGCAAGAAAAUUCAUUUCUGACUUCCCAUCAUGGGAACCCGAACCUUCUUCCACCAGAGAGAGGAGGAGCACAAGGAGGAGAGGCAACACAGCUUGCAGAUGACCUCCACCACUAGGAAGAAAAAGUUCAAAACCAGUGAGGAAGAGGAGACUUUCAGCCCUUCAGACUUAUCCAUAGCAGCUGCCCUUGCCUUGACCUCCGAAAUCCCACUGGAUUACAAGAUAAGAAGAGAAGCUGACAUCCUAGAGCUAGAACAGAGGGGGCAAAAGACAAUUCGUUUUGGGAACUACAUGGAGAAGUUGGAAAAGGAGGUUAUCUGGAACUGCAGACUGCUGCGUGUGAGAGCUGACCGGAAGGCCCUUCGGAGGAAGGCUCUAGAAAAGGCUCGUAUGGAGAAGGAAUACGUUGAGCUGCUUUCGGGGCGGGCGCCGAUGUUCUGGAUCCCGCUCAGAGUCCACACUGUCUGGGAGAGGAUGGAGGUGACGCUGGCAUGCACGGUCCUGGCUUCCCCCCCGCCGCAGGUUACAUGGUACAAGAACGGGGUGCGCAUUGACCCUCGCCUGGCCCCAGCAGGAAAAUACAAGAUAAAAAACAAGUUUGGGAUGCUGACCCUGCACAUCAGCAGAUGCUCCAUGGAAGAUUCUGCUGAAUACAGCGUUGAAGUUAAGAAUCAGUAUGGCGAGGCUUAUUCCUUUGCCACUGUGCUUGUCAGGAAGUAUUAUGGAAAGGAGUCAGGAUUUGAUUCAGAAAUAUACAGAAGAUCCCUUAUGGCCAGAGAAGCAGAUUUUGCUUUUCCACUGAAACCCUUAUUUGCAAGAGAAAAGGAGCCUUUCACCCUCUCCUGCUACUUCUCCUCUGAUUUACCUGAACACCAGCGAAACAUCACCUGGUUCAGAGAUGGAGAGUUGCUGCAGAACUCUGAAUGCCAGGAACUAAAGUACCAAGAUCGGGAGGCUUCUCUGACCGUGGCAUGUGCUCACAAAGAAGAUGAAGGAUUCUACACUAUCCACGUGCCCUCGCUGGAUGGAUAUAAAGAGCAGACCACUUACGUGUUUGUUAGAGAUGCGGCAGCAGAAACAGCUGGGGCACCCGGGUCCCCACUCAACGUGAAAUGCCAUGAUGUCCAUAAAGACUGCUUGACCCUCUCCUGGGUGGCACCCAGUGAUCAUGGAGGAAGUCCGGUCCUGGGCUAUUAUAUUGAAAGGUGUGUUGUUGGGUCAGAGGACUGGGUCCCAUGCAAUGAGAAGCCUGUGAAGACCUGCAGACACCCUGUCUUGGGCCUUGCUGAAGGACAGACAUACCAGUUCCGCAUAAAGGCUGUCAAUAAACAGGGCGUAAGUCAUCCUUCAAAACCCAGUGAUCCAGUUACAACAUAUGACCCCAGCAAGGACAAGAGAGUGACAGUUAUCCAAUAUGACGAAGGCCGGACGAUAGAAAUCCUGAAGGAUGACCUGGAAGGACAUAUUAAAGUUCCCUUGCCACCCACCAAUGUUCAUGCAAGUGAGGUCAGAGAAGAUUAUGUGGCUUUGGCUUGGGAUGAGCCAGAUCCAAGAGGCAAAGAGCCACUGCAAUAUUAUGUGGAAAAGUCGCUUGUAGGCAGCAACUCCUGGCAAAUGGUUAAUCUGGACAUGCCAGCCAAUGCCCCAAGAUUUGCACUCUUUGAUCUUGUUAAAGGAAAAUCAUACUGCUUCCGUGUGCGGUCUAUGAACAAGUAUGGACUCAGUGAGCCAUCCCUGCCCAGCGAGCCUGUCACUGCUGGAGCAAAACUGGCUCCUCUGCCUCCACCAUCCCAGGUUUUAGCUUUCAGAGACACCAAGACAUCUGUUGCUCUGCAGUGGGAUAAGCUAAAGGAUGGUCUGGAGCCCCUUGGCUAUUACAUAUACUGUCGGGAGACUGGGACAGAAGAAUGGCAAACUGUCAAUAAUAAGCCCGUGACAUGCAACAAAUUUACUGUUCCCGGGCUGCAGCCUGGAAAAGAGUACGUCUUUUGUGUGAAGUCUGUCAGUGAGGCAGGACUCAGUGAAAGCUCACCAGAAACAGAUCCCAUCGUUGUACGGCCAGCUAUUGCUUGUCCAUCAGCACCGCACGGGUUUGUUCUCCUGCACUGUGGGAAGACCAACAUGACCAUUGCCUGGAAGCCCCCGAAGCGCAAGGGAGGAGCAAAGAUCCUGGGUUAUUUCCUAGAUCAGCAUGAUACAGCUGAACCGGACUGGCAUGAAGUCAACAUUCAGCCCACUCCUCAACGAGUUUACACGGUGAGCAACCUUGAGGAAGGUCACCUGUACCAAUUCCGUGCCUCUGCUGUGAACAUGGCUGGUGUAGGGGAAGUAUCUGAACCCAGCGACUCGUUCAAAUGUGAGGAAUGGACGAUGCGAGAACCAGGGCCCCCUUACGAUGUGCAGUGCUUUGAAGUAAGGGAUUCAUCCUUGCAGCUCCGCUGGGAAGCUCCACUGUACACAGGAGCCUCUCCAGUCACAGGCUACUAUGUGGACAUGUGUGAAGCAGGGUCAGAGGAUUGGAAACAACUGAAUAAGCAGCCCACAGCCACCACCCAUAUGAAGGUUUCAGAUCUGGAGACAGGGAAAUGCUACAUUUUCCGAGUAAGAGCACAGAACAAAGCUGGAAUUGGACCCCCUUCACUCCCCUCAGAUCCUGUGGUGGCUAAAACCAAACCUGGCACAAAUGAAAUUGAACUUGGGGUCGAUGAAGAGGGUUUCAUUUACAUGGCUUUUGAAGCUCCUGAAAAGAAUGACUCCUCUGAAUUUAUCUGGACAAAGGACUAUGAAGGACCACCAGAUGCUGACAGGGUUCAGAUGGAAGAGAAAGGCAAUAAAUCUAAGCUUAUACUGAAAGAGCCAUCAGAAAAGGAUCUGGGCAUAUAUUCCGUGGAGGUCACAGAUGUGGAUGAUGAUAUCUCGGCCAGCCGCACUUUAACAAAAGAAGAUCUGGACAAGUUACUGAAACGCAGCCAUGAAAUCAGGAACCCACUGAUCAAACUGAUAUCUGGAUGGAACAUCGAUGUUCUGGAGAAAGGAGAAGUGCGGCUAUGGCUGGAGGUUGAAAAGCUGUCGCCAAAUGCAGAGCUGCAUUUAAUCUUCAACGACAAGGAACUCAAGAGUACUCCGACACAUAAAAUAAACUUUGUCAAAGAGAAAGGUCUCGUGGAACUGAUAAUCCAGAACUUCUGUGAGGAUGAUAAAGGGCUGUACACAGCCCAGCUGCAAGACGGAAAAGCUAAAAAUCAAUUCACCCUCGUUCUUGUGGAUGAAUGUUUUGAUAAAGUCGCGGAGGAGGCUGAUGCAAAACGAAGACAAUGGAAGAAGAAGCAGGGCCCACAUUUCAUUGAGAACCUGAAAUGGAAGGUUACCGAGAGCUGCGAAGUACUCCUGACGUGCAAGGCAGCAAACCUGAGCAAGGACACCAGCUUCCAGUGGUUCUUCAAUAAGAAGGCACGAGCAGGUGGCACGUUUGAUCCGCAGACUGGGAUAGGAACACUUUGCAUUAAAAAGAUAACCAAAGCAGAUGAGGGCCAAUACAAAGCAGUUGUUUCAGAUGACCGAGGAGAGGACUACACCCAACUUGAUCUCACAAAAGGAGCAUUUGAAGACCUUCUCAAGGAGCUGUGCAGGAUCAGUGCUCUUUCUGCUACACCUCUCAAAAUUCAGCCUACUGCAGAAGGCAUCAAAAUCUACACAAAUGUGAAGUACUACACAGACUACAUGGAAACAACCUGGUAUCACAAGGAGAAACAACUGGAAAGCCGUGACAGGCUGAAAGCUGGGAGCACCAUGAACCAGAUCUGGCUUCACAUACUGGACCCUACAGACGCAGAUAAGGGAAAAUACACGCUGGAGUUAUUUGAUGGGAACAACUCCCACAAACUGUCAACUGACUUGUCUGGACAAGCUUUUGAAGACGCCCUGGCUGAGCACAAAAGGCUGAAGGAAGCCGCAAUAGCAGAAAAGCGUCGUGCCAGGGUUGUUCAAGGUCUGCCAGAUGUUGCCACUAUCAUGGAGGACAAGACCCUGUGUUUAACUUGCUGUGUAUCUGGAGAUCCUUACCCAGAAAUCACUUGGUUCAAAAACGAGAAGGUGAUUGUCUUCAAAGAUCGCUACAAAAUGGAUGUGAAGGGGACAGUUGUCACAAUUACCAUCGAGAAAGUCUGCAAUGAAGACACAGGAAAAUACAGCAUCUAUGUCAAGAAUAAGUACGGCUCCGAAAUAGGGCAGGUUACUAUCAGUGUCUAUAAGCAUGGAGAGAUACCAAUAGGGAUGGAAGAAAUGGAAAUCACAGGUGGGGUUGUCACAAAAAAGCCUAAAUGAAUUAGACAAUUAUGAAUUUUAAAGGAAUUUAAAUUCAUUUAAAUUUAAAUCCCUCAGAUUCCUUUCAGUAUCUCUGCCCUGAAAUUCAGGCUCAUUUAUUCUAGUAAUACUGUAGUAUUUUGGUAGUUGUUAGAGAACAAUUCUCAUGUGUUUGUGUGAGAGUGCACACACACGUCUGUGUACACACGGAUGCUCAACUUACAGAGAAACUCUUCCCUAGUAAACCUGUUUGGGCAGUACCAGAGGGUUCACAUACUAGAACCAGGUGUUCGGUGGAGGCUUUUUGUACUAAAUCACUAUGUGUUACUGAUUACCUUGUAGCUGACAAAUGCUUGUGUGUGUGUUAUUAAACCUAUACCCUUGGUGACACCUCA
Molecule: messenger RNA, 5116 nt
Organism: Pezoporus flaviventris
Lineage: Eukaryota; Metazoa; Chordata; Aves; Psittaciformes; Psittacidae
Gene: MYOM3
Product: myomesin 3
Exons: 37
Coding region: 450-4742 (1430 amino acids)
Molecular function (GO): protein binding
Source: RefSeq, a predicted model, not a curated record